This is a messenger RNA of Aphanomyces astaci, 7295 nucleotides long. Its product is annotated as pre-mRNA-processing-splicing factor 8. Bases 51 to 7226 code for a protein of 2391 amino acids. The record is from RefSeq and is a predicted model, not a curated record. Lineage: Eukaryota; Oomycota; Saprolegniomycetes; Saprolegniales; Verrucalvaceae. Gene Ontology annotation, biological process: mRNA splicing, via spliceosome; spliceosomal tri-snRNP complex assembly. Gene Ontology annotation, cellular component: catalytic step 2 spliceosome; U5 snRNP. Gene Ontology annotation, molecular function: U6 snRNA binding; U2 snRNA binding; pre-mRNA intronic binding. The transcript has 3 exons.
GUUCUGUGGCUGGGGAAGAAGCGAGAAUCCAAGUCCAGAAAUCGAGAGAGAUGGUCGUUCCGCCACCGCCACCACCCUUCCAGCAAGGAGGGUCGCAUGUGAUUCCACCGCCUCCGGGAGGGCACUUCCCGCCACCACCACUUCCAGCAUCGUCGGCCUCUGUCGCACCGCCGCCCCCGCCACCACUCACGAAGAUUCCCAUCGAACAUGUCCCUCAAGAGGAACAAGACGUUGUGCCGCCGCUGUCUUCGUACGACAACGAUGCGCACACGUACUUUCUCGAGAUUGAGGAACGCAGUAAACGCUGGGCCAAGCGCCAAACGAAGCGAUAUGGCGACAAGCGAAAGUUUGGGUUUGUUGAAAGCACCAAGGACGACAUGCCUGCCGAGCACGUGCGUAAGAUCGUGCGCGACCAUGGGGACAUGAGCAGCAAGAAGUUCCGCCACGACAAGCGUGUGUAUCUUGGUGCGCUCAAGUAUGUCCCUCAUGCCGUGUACAAACUGCUCGAAAACAUGCCGAUGCCGUGGGAGCAAGUGCGCGAAGUCAAGGUGUUGUACCACAUCACGGGCGCCAUCACGUUUGUGAACGACAUCCCGUGGGUCGUGGAGCCCGUGUACAUUGCGCAAUGGGGCACGAUGUGGAUCAUGAUGCGUCGCGAGAAGCGCGACCGUCGGCACUUCAAGCGCAUGCGGUUCCCGCCUUUUGACGACGAAGAACCUCCUUUGGACUAUGGCGACAACAUCUUGGACGUGGAGCCGUCCGAGGCGAUCAACAUGGAGCUGGACGAGGACGACGACGCGCCGGUGAUCGAGUGGCUGUACGACGCCAAGCCGCUGCUUGGCACCAAGUUCAUCAACGGCCCGAGCUACCGCAAGUGGAAGCUGCCGGUGCCGGUCAUGUCGAAUCUCCACCGGUUGGCAGGUCAACUGCUCAGCGACUUGAUCGACCCGAACUACCAGUACUUGUUCGACAAGGAAUCGUUCUUCACGGCUAAAGCGCUCAACGUGGCCAUCCCCGGCGGCCCCAAGUUCGAGCCGCUCUACCGCGACUUGGACCAAGACGACGAGGACUGGAACGAGUUCAACGACAUCAACAAGAUCAUCAUCCGACACCAGAUCCGCACCGAGUAUCGGGUGGCAUUUCCGUACCUGUACAACAGCCGGCCGCGAUCCGUGCACAUUCAGCCGUACCAUGUGCCGGCGCUGUGCUACGUCAAAGCAGAAGACCCCGACUUGCCUGCGUUUUACUUUGAUCCGAUCGUGAACCCAAUCUCACAAUUCCGCGUCGCCGCGGCCUCCCGCGCCACAUUGACCGAACAAGAUGAUGAAGAAGAAGAAGCCUUCCAAAUGCCCAUGGGGUUUGCGCCCAUCUUGACCGACCUCCCUCUGUAUACAGACCACACGGCGAGCGGCAUCGCAUUGUACUGGGCGCCGCGGCCGUUCAAUCUGCGCAUGGGCAAGACGCGGCGCGCCGUGGACGUCCCCCUCGUCAACAAGUGGUUCCAGGAGCAUUGCCCCCCCAACCAACCCGUCAAAGUGCGCGUGAGCUAUCAAAAGCUGCUCAAGUGCUGGGUCCUGAACCACCUGCACUCUCGACCGCCGAAAGCACUCAACAAAAAGUACCUGUUCAAGUCGCUCAAGUCGACCAAGUUUUUCCAAAGCACCGAGCUCGACUGGGUCGAAGCUGGGCUACAAGUGUGUCGACAAGGCUACAACAUGCUCAACCUGCUUAUCCACCGCAAGAACCUCAACUACCUCCACUUGGACUACAACUUUAACCUCAAGCCCAUCAAGACUUUGACGACGAAGGAGCGCAAAAAGUCGCGAUUUGGCAAUGCGUUUCACUUGACCCGGGAAAUCCUCCGACUUACAAAGCUGCUCGUGGAUGCGCAUGUACAGUACCGGCUCGGCAACGUGGAUGCAUUCCAGCUCGCGGAUGGGCUCCAGUAUAUCUUUGCACAUGUGGGGCAGCUUACGGGGAUGUACCGGUACAAGUAUCGGCUCAUGCGCCAAGUCCGCAUGUGCAAGGACCUGAAGCACUUGAUUUACUACCGGUUCAACACGGGUCCUGUGGGCAAAGGGCCGGGCUGCGGGUUCUGGGCGCCAGCGUGGCGCGUAUGGCUCUUCUUCUUGCGGGGAAUCGUGCCGCUGCUGGAGCGAUGGCUGGGCAACUUGCUCGCGCGGCAGUUUGAAGGGCGCCACUCCAAGGGGAUCGCCAAGACCGUGACGAAACAGCGCGUAGAAUCGCAUUUCGACUUGGAGCUGCGCGCCGCCGUCAUGCACGACAUCCUGGACAUGAUGCCUGAAGGCGUGAAGGCCAACAAGAGCCGCACGAUCCUCCAACACUUGAGCGAAGCAUGGCGGUGCUGGAAGGCGAACAUCCCGUGGAAGGUGCCGGGGCUGCCGUCGCCCAUCGAAAACAUGAUCCUGCGCUACGUCAAGUCCAAAGCCGACUGGUGGACCAACGUGGCUCACUACAACCGCGAACGCAUCAAGCGCGGCGCUACCGUGGACAAGACUGUAUGCAAGAAGAACCUGGGGCGGCUCACCCGGCUGUGGCUCAAGGCGGAGCAGGAGCGCCAGCACAACUACCUCAAGGACGGACCGUACGUGUCGGCAGAGGAAGCCGUCGCGGUGUACACGACCACAGUGCAUUGGCUGGAAAGCCGCAAGUUCGCGCCGAUUCCAUUCCCGCCGCUCUCGUACAAGCACGACACGAAGCUGCUGAUCCUAGCGCUGGAAAGACUCAAGGAAAACUACUCGGCCAACAACCGGCUAAACCAAUCGCAGCGCGAAGAGCUGGGGCUCAUCGAGCAAGCGUACGACAACCCGCACGAAGCCCUGAGCCGAAUCAAGCGGCACCUGCUCACCCAGCGCGCGUUCAAAGAGAUGUCGAUCGAGUUUAUGGACUUGUACUCGCAUUUGAUCCCAGUGUACGAGAUUGAACCCCUGGAGAAGAUCACAGACGCCUACUUGGACCAGUAUCUGUGGUACGAAGCCGACAAGCGGCAUCUGUUUCCAAGCUGGAUCAAGCCAAGCGACGCCGAACCGCCGCCGCUGUUGGUGUACAAGUGGUGCCAAGGUAUCAACAACCUGCACAAUGUAUGGGCGUGCGACGCUGGCGAGUGUGUCGUGAUGCUUGAAACCAAGCUCGAAAAGGUAGCUGAGAAGAUGGAUUUGACGCUGCUGAACCGGCUACUACGCCUCGUCCUGGACCACAAUAUGGCCGACUAUAUGACGGCCAAGAACAACAUUGUGCUCGCGUACAAGGACAUGAUGCACACGAAUUCGUACGGGCUUAUCCGCGGCCUUCAGUUUGGUUCGUUCAUCUACCAGUACUAUGGCUUGGUACUGGAUUUACUGCUACUGGGGCUUACACGGGCGUCCGAGAUUGCUGGCCCACCCCAUUUUCCCAAUGAGUACCUGACGUUCAAAGACACGGAGACCGAGACCCAUCACCCGAUCCGCAUGUAUACGCGAUACAUCGACCGGCUGUACGUGGUGUACAAGUUCGACGCGGCCGACUCGCGCGAGCUCAUCCAGCGGUACCUGACCGAGCACCCCGACCCGAACAACGAAAACAUUGUCGGGUACAACAACAAGAAGUGCUGGCCCCGCGAUGCGCGCAUGCGGCUCAUGAAGCAUGAUGUGAACCUGGGGCGCGCGACCUUUUGGGAUAUGCAGAACCGCCUGCCCCGCUCCAUCACGACGUUGGACUGGGACCAUAGCUUUGUGUCAGUGUACUCGAAGGACAACCCGAACUUGCUCUUCAACAUGUGCGGGUUCGAAGUGCGCGUGUUGCCGCGCGUCCGAGCCCUCGAAGAUGAGUUUGCCCACAAGGAUGGAGUGUGGAACCUCCAGAACGACCUGACCAAGGAACGCACGGCGCAAGCGUACCUCCGGGUGGACGAGGACGCGAUCAAAACGUUUGAGAACCGCGUGCGGUCGAUUCUCAUGUCGAGCGGCAGCACCACGUUCACCAAAGUCGCCAACAAGUGGAACGCGGCGCUCAUCGGACUCAUGACGUACUACCGCGAGAGCGUCGUGCAGACCCAGGAACUGCUGGAUCUGCUCGUCAAGUGCGAAAACAAGAUUCAAACGCGCAUCAAGAUUGGGCUCAACUCGAAGAUGCCGUCGCGAUUCCCGCCUGUGGUGUUUUACACGCCCAAGGAACUAGGCGGACUCGGCAUGCUUAGCAUGGGCCACGUGCUGAUUCCGCAGUCCGACAUGCGAUAUACCAAGCAGACUGAAGGCGGCAUCACGCACUUUCGCAGCGGCAUGAGUCACGAAGAAGACCAGCUCAUUCCCAACUUGUUUCGGUAUUUGCAGCCGUGGGAGUCUGAAUUUAUCGAUUCUCAGCGUGUUUGGGCCGAGUACGCGUUGAAGCGGCAAGAGGCGAGCGUGCAGAACCGUCGGCUGACGCUGGAAGACUUGGAGGACUCGUGGGAUCGCGGCAUUCCUCGCAUCAACACGCUGUUCCAGAAGGACCGGCACACGCUCGCGUAUGACAAGGGGUGGCGCGUCCGCACCGACUUCAAAAAGUACCAAGUGCUGCGGCAGAAUCCGUUCUGGUGGACGCAUACGCGGCACGACGGCAAGCUGUGGAACCUCAACAACUACCGCACGGAUAUGAUUCAAGCGCUGGGGGGGGUCGAAGGCAUCCUCGAGCAUACACUAUUCAAGGGCACGUACUUCCCGACGUGGGAAGGGCUAUUUUGGGAGAAAGCGUCGGGAUUUGAAGAGUCUAUGAAGUACAAGAAGCUCACAAACGCGCAGCGAUCGGGGCUAAAUCAGAUCCCGAACCGGCGGUUUACACUGUGGUGGUCGCCCACGAUAAACCGCGCCAACGUGUACGUGGGUUUCCAGGUCCAGCUCGACUUGACUGGGAUCUUCAUGCACGGCAAGAUCCCGACGCUCAAGAUCUCGCUGAUCCAGAUCUUCCGGGCCCAUCUAUGGCAAAAGAUCCACGAGUCGCUUGUGAUGGAUUUGUGCCAAGUGUUUGACCAAGAGCUGGACGCAUUGUCGAUUGAAAACGUCCAGAAAGAAACCAUCCAUCCCCGCAAAUCGUACAAGAUGAACUCGAGCUGCGCCGACAUUUUGCUGUUUGCGUCAUACAAGUGGCAAAUGGGCCGGCCGUCGCUGCUCCACGAUAUCAAGGACAGUGUCGCAGAUGGAGGCGCUACGUCCACCAAGUACUGGAUCGACGUGCAGCUGCGAUGGGGGGAUUUUGACUCGCAUGACAUUGAGCGGUACGCGCGCGCCAAGUUUCUCGACUACACGACCGACAACAUGACCAUCUACCCGUCGCCUACGGGGGUGCUACUUGCCAUCGACUUGGCCUACAACUUGUACAGCGGGUACGGCAACUGGUUUACCGGGUGCAAGCCGCUCAUGCAGCAAGCUAUGGCCAAGAUCAUGAAGGCAAACCCGGCCAUGUAUGUCCUCCGUGAGCGAAUUCGCAAGGGGCUGCAGCUGUACUCGUCCGAGCCCACCGAGCCGUACCUGUCUAGCCAAAACUAUGGCGAGCUCUUCUCAAACCAGAUCAUUUGGUUUGUGGACGACACCAACGUGUACCGAGUCACGAUUCACAAGACAUUUGAAGGCAACUUGACGACAAAGCCGAUCAACGGCGCCAUCUUCAUCUUCAACCCGCGCACGGGGCAGCUAUUCCUCAAGAUCAUCCACACGUCUGUGUGGGCAGGGCAAAAGCGGCUGGGGCAGCUGGCGAAAUGGAAGACAGCCGAGGAAGUAGCGGCGCUGAUUCGGUCGUUGCCGGUGGAAGAGCAGCCCAAGCAGAUCAUUGUGACCCGCAAGGGGAUGCUCGACCCGCUCGAAGUGCAUUUGCUCGACUUCCCCAACAUUGUGAUCAAGGGCUCGGAGCUGCAGCUGCCGUUUCAAGCGUGCCUCAAAGUCGAAAAGUUUGGCGACCUCAUCCUUCGCGCGAUCGAGCCGCAGAUGGUGCUCUUCAAUAUAUAUGACGACUGGCUGAGUACGAUCACGAGCUACACUGCGUUUUCCCGGCUCAUUUUGAUCCUUCGGGCCCUCCACGUGAGCCAAGACCGGACCAAGCUGCUGCUGCGGCCAGAUGCGACGACGAUCACGCAGGACCACCACAUUUGGCCGUCGCUGUCAGACGAGGCGUGGCUCCAGCUCGAAGUGUCGCUCAAAGACUUGAUUCUCAACGAUUAUGGCAAGAAGAACAAUGUGAACGUGGCCAGCUUGACGCAGAGCGAGAUCCGCGACAUCAUUCUCGGCAUGGAGAUCUCGGCGCCUUCGCUCCAGCGGCAGCAGAUGGCCGAGAUCGAGUCGCAGGCCCGCGAACAGUCGCAGCUCACGGCCGUGACGACCAAGACCGUCAACGUUCACGGGGAUGAGAUGGUGAUCACCACCACAUCGCAGUAUGAACAGCACUCGUUCGCAUCGAAAACUGACUGGCGAGUCCGCGCCAUCUCGGCGACCAACCUGCACCUGCGCACGAAUCACAUUUACGUCAACUCGGACGAUAUCAAGGAGACUGGGCUCACGUACGUCCUACCCAAGAACGUUCUGAACAAGUUUAUCACGAUCUCGGACCUGCGCACGCAAAUCGCGGGCUUGCUGUAUGGUGUAAGUCCCCCCGACAACCCCCAUGUCAAGGAGAUUCGGUGCAUUGUGUUGCCGCCGCAACUGGGGACCCAUCAGAACGUGACGCUGCCAACGACCGCGCCAUCGCACGAGUACUUGGACACGAUGGAGUGCCUCGGGUGGAUCCACACGCAGCCCAAUGAAACCCCCGUGUUGCCGCCCCAAGAUGUGACACUGCACUCGAAACUUCUCGCGGAAAAUGCCUCGUGGGAUGGCGAAAAGACUAUAGCUAUUACGUGCAGCUUCACGCCUGGAUCGUGCUCGCUCACGGCGUACAAGCUGACGCCUGCCGGGUACGACUGGGGCAAAACGAACCGAGACACGGGCCCGAGUCCGUCGGGGUACGCGCCGACGCACUUUGAAAAGGUGCAGAUGCUGCUCUCGGAUCGGUUCUUGGGCUAUUUUAUGGUCCCAGAAGAGGAAGGGUGGAAUUACAACUUUAUGGGCGUCAAGCACACCACGACCAUGAAGUACGACGUCAAGGUGGGCACCCCCAAGGAAUUUUACCACGAAGUGCACCGGAAGACGCACUUUUUCAACUUUAGCGCCAUGGACUCGGUCGAAGAAGGCCAAGAAGAGACGCAGCGCAACCUGUUGGCCUAGUUAGAGUACGAUUGCAAUAACAAUUAGUACGUAGUAUAACGUUAACGUAUGCGUACGAAUACUUGGAGA